Molecule: messenger RNA, 1284 nt
Organism: Colletotrichum truncatum
Lineage: Eukaryota; Fungi; Ascomycota; Sordariomycetes; Glomerellales; Glomerellaceae
Source: RefSeq, a predicted model, not a curated record
AUGAUAUACCAAAGACUGGCGGCAUUCGCAGCCGCCGCAGGCUGCGGAUUAGUCUUCGCGCAAGAUCUUGUUGCUGAUUCCGGUCGAGCUGGCCCACCCCUAGAGCUACUACAUCUCUAUAAUGAUCAGUGGCCUACCGGUAUUGCCGUAUCAUCGACUGGUCGGAAAUUCUCUAACUAUCCCGGUGGACUUGACCCGAACAACACCAACAAUGGAAAUAACGGCAAGUAUACUGUUGCCGAAUUGUUUGGUAACAGCAUCGAGACGCCAUAUCCAAACGUGGAAAUCAACAGCCCACCCGGUGGAGCAAUCAACUUUACUACAACUCCUCCGACUGGCGCCAACUAUCAAGAUCACCUAAUCGGUGUGCAAAGCGUCGUCAUCGAUAGCGCCGACCGCCUAUGGAUUCUCGAUACUGGGAGAGUACAGACGCCCGAGGGUGUCCUUGUCCCCGCCAGCGUUGGCGGCCCAAAAUUGGUUGGUGUUGAUCUGGCUACUAACUCAGUCUUUAAGACCAUAGUCUUCCCAAACACUGUGGCAUACCCUGAUAGUUACUUGAACGAUGUGCGAUUUGACCUUAACCCUAGCCUGACCAGUAACGGACAAGGUGUUGCAUAUGUCACAGACUCGUCGGUUGAGGGUCGCACUGGCCUCAUUGUUGUUGAUCUCGGCAGCGGCGAAUCAUGGCGACACCUUGACGGCAGCCCAUACGUCCAGGGCGAUCGCCAAUUCCUCGCAUUUGUCUGGGGCCGAGAACUGUAUUCGUACCAGCCAGGUAAACCGGCGACAUUUUUGACAUUCGGCGUCGACGGCAUAGCGAUUAGCGCAGACGGCAACAAGCUGUAUUUUGGGGGUGUCGGGAAUAGAUACCUCUACAGCAUACCCACAGAGAGACUUCGCGACAACUCAGCGACAUCUGAGGUGCGGGCACAAGGUGCUGUCGUGACUGAGAGCCAAAAGGGGCUUUCUGACGGCUUCGAGACGGACACCAACGGCUUCAUCUAUCAUGGAAACUUUGAGCAAAACGCAAUCAACUUUUUCAACCCGGCAAACGGAACGGAUCGGGUUUUCCUACGUGAUCCUAGAAUUAACUGGGCUGAUACUUUUUCUAUCGCGACGGAUGGGUAUCUCUACUUCACCAACAAUCAGCUUGCUUUUGGUCCGGCUAUCUAUCCAGGCACAGAUCUGCGAAAGCGUCCAUUCUCUUUGUUCAGGGCAAAGCUACCCACUGGCGGUUCCAAAGUUGUCGGAUCAUCUAACAGCACCGACCUGCUCCGUAACUAA